This is a messenger RNA of Bubalus bubalis (water buffalo), 3934 nucleotides long. It is a transcript of the gene CPNE8, whose product is annotated as copine 8. Gene Ontology annotation, cellular component: plasma membrane. The record is from RefSeq and is a predicted model, not a curated record. The transcript is spliced from 23 exons. Gene Ontology annotation, molecular function: calcium-dependent phospholipid binding. Bases 334 to 2235 code for a protein of 633 amino acids. Gene Ontology annotation, biological process: cellular response to calcium ion. NCBI's taxonomy places the organism in Eukaryota, Metazoa, Chordata, Mammalia, Artiodactyla, Bovidae.
UCGAAGAACUGAGGGAAGAGGGAAAUCAGAUUGCUCCCUAAAAUCCCAAAUAGUAUCCCUCCCCGCCCCUCGCUCCACCUUAGGUUUCUCCUGCUCUCGGCUUGUUCCAUAUAUUGAUCUGUUACUUUACCACUGCUUAGAGAAGGUUGGAGAUCGUCUCGAAGUCUCCCUCAUUGUCCCCAACCCUUAAGUGGCCGAGAGUGGGCAGUCCAGAAGCGCGGAUUCGGCUCAUCUGCUGUAGGGCACAGCGUAUGGGAGGACCUCCGUGGACUCCGAGGGCGAGAUGAGGAUCCCCGAGCUGGGCUAGGAGCCCUCAAUCGGCCAGAGCUCUGGAUGUGGGUGCCAGACAAUUCCACGGCGCCUCUCAAGAUGGACAGCCGCUACACCAGCUCCGCGGGCCUCGGGGAUUUAAACCAGCUGAGCACGGCCAUCCCGGCCACGCGAGUGGAGGUGUCAGUGUCUUGCAGCCACGGCUGCCUACUGCCUCUCCAGGAGACUCCUCAAGACCAGCAGGACCAUACUGUUGUGAUGACUGUGGUUCUGAAGUGGAGUCUGAAGUCAGGGAGCCGGAUUAGCACUGCUUUUGCUGCAUGCCGUAAAUGUUGGACUGUUGUGCUUUCAUUUUUGUUUGUCUCUAGAAAUCUUCUGGACAGAGACACGUUUUCUAAAUCUGAUCCAAUUUGUGUCUUAUAUACACAAGGAGUUGGAAAUAAAGAAUGGAGAGAGUUUGGAAGGACUGAAGUAAUUGAUAAUACUUUAAAUCCUGACUUUGUAAGAAAAUUUAUUCUGGACUACUUUUUUGAAGAAAGAGAGAAUCUUCGUUUUGAUUUGUAUGAUGUUGAUUCGAAGAGUCCCAACUUGUCCAAACAUGACUUUCUGGGACAAGUGUUUUGUACAUUGGGGGAGAUUGUUGGUUCACAGGGAAGUCGCCUGGAAAAGUCCAUAGUAGGAAUUCCAGGGAAGAAAUGUGGUACAAUCAUACUUACAGCAGAGGAAUUAAACUGUUGCAGAGAUGCUGUUCUAAUGCAAUUUUGUGCAAAUAAAUUGGACAAGAAGGACUUCUUUGGAAAAUCAGAUCCUUUUCUUGUAUUUUAUCGAAGUAAUGAAGAUGGCAGUUUUACAAUCUGUCAUAAAACAGAAGUUGUCAAAAACACUCUAAAUCCUGUAUGGCAAGCAUUCAAGAUCUCAGUAAGAGCUUUAUGUAAUGGCGAUUAUGACAGAACAGUCAAAGUAGAGGUGUAUGACUGGAAUCGAGAUGGAAGUCAUGAUUUCAUUGGAGAAUUUACAACAAGCUACAGGGAACUUUCUAGAGGGCAAUCACAGUUCAAUGUAUAUGAGGUGAUAAAUCCCAGAAAGAAAGGAAAAAAGAAGAAAUAUACUAAUUCAGGAACAGUCACCUUGCUGUCUUUCUUGGUAGAAACAGAAGUUUCAUUCCUUGACUACAUUAAGGGAGGAACACAAAUCAAUUUCACAGUGGCUAUUGAUUUUACUGCAUCAAAUGGCAACCCUGCCCAGCCCACUUCUCUCCACUACAUGAAUCCUUAUCAACUGAAUGCCUAUGGUAUGGCACUGAAAGCAGUGGGAGAAAUCGUUCAAGAUUAUGACAGUGAUAAAAUGUUCCCAGCUUUAGGUUUUGGUGCAAAACUGCCUCCGGAUGGAAGGAUAUCUCAUGAGUUUGCUUUGAAUGGGAACCCCCAAAACCCCUACUGUAAUGGCAUUGAUGGUGUCAUGGAAGCUUAUUAUAGGAGUCUGAAAUCUGUGCAACUGUAUGGGCCAACCAAUUUUGCUCCUGUAAUUAAUCAUGUAGCAAGAUAUGCUGCUUCCGUAAAGGAUGGCUCCCAGUAUUUUGUGCUCCUAAUUGUGACAGAUGGUGUUAUCUCAGAUAUGGCUCAAACUAAGGAGUCCAUAGUUAAUGCUUCAAAACUUCCAAUGUCAAUAAUUAUAGUAGGUGUUGGACCAGCAGAAUUUGAUGCAAUGGUUGAAUUGGAUGGAGAUGAUGUAAGAGUUUCCUCCAGAGGAAAAUAUGCUGAAAGAGACAUUGUGCAGUUCGUGCCAUUCAGAGAUUAUAUUGACAGAAGUGGAAACCACAUUCUGAGCAUGGCUAGAUUAGCUAAAGAUGUCUUAGCGGAGAUCCCUGAGCAGUUUCUGUCCUACAUGAGGGCCAGAGGAAUCAAGCCAUCGCCUGCACCUCCCCCAUACACCCCAUCUACACAUGUGUUACAGACUCAAAUAUAACUCUGUUCCAAAAUGCUAAUGUAACUACACUUUGGUUAGAACUGCUGAGUCCAUGCUUUUCUCCUGGUGCUCGAUAAUGAACCAGGGAAUAAAAUAUUCAUCUCAGUUAGAUUUCAGCAGAAUUGGUUAGUAUGCUGUUUUCUAUCCAAAAUUUAUUAUCUUCCUAAACCAAAACUGUAAAUAUGGUUGUUGCAUGAGCAACAGAAAAACUGUUUAUAUGCUUGACGCAAAAUAUGAUGUCUUGUAUGAAUCUUUAAAAGUUUUUGGAAAAACAGCUAAUUUCCAGUGAAUUGUUGGGAAAAAGCACAACCUAUGUUUUUAACUCAGAUAUUGUCUUGGACUGCUGUGUGUAUAGGAAAGCAGUCUCUCUGUAUCAAUGUUUACAUGUUACUACUUUUUAAAUUACAAUACUUUUAUAACUAUUCUUAAGAAUACAAGUUUUGAAUAUUGAAUCCUUUGUCUUCUAAAUUGCAAUAGCUAUAAUCACAAGAGCAAUAUCUUUGAAUGACUGUCUGAUCAAAUGCAAUUGCAAAGAAGGGAAAGUAAAAAUAAGUUCACAUUUCUCAGUGAGUUGUCUUAUGAAGCUGCAUCUGUUUAGUAAACACUUUCUCUAUGCUAUUUGUCAAGUAUGGGAAUUUACACUUAGCAGCUGUGUAUCCUGAAAGAACAUGCACUUUUUCAUCAAGUUUGGGUUCUAAAUUUAAACUGAAGUUUGUUUAUGUUUUGUAAUGAUAAGUAGAAAUAAUAAAAAGUCAAACAUUGUGUCCUGUAAAUGCACAGAAAAUACUUUGUGUAAAAAGUAACGUCUUUAUAUUGCAAUACUAUGUAGAAAGACUAAAAUUCAGAAUAUUUAACUGUGCAGCAGAUGUUUUAAACACUUUUUUUCAUUAUACCUUGCUUAGAUAUUAUUUUAAUUCAAAGGGAUACUGUCUCUUUUUAUUUGUAUUCCUUUCCAAGUUGCCACACAGAAUGUACAGGAAAGAAGUUUUUUGUGAAAUUCCCAAUUAAAUAUAUACAACUGCAUGACUUAAUACUCGACACAUUUGUGAAAAAAAUCUGCUCCUAUGUUCUGAUCUGAUAGUACACAGUUAAAAAUUGUAAAGAGCUUUUGCAUGUACAAUUUUUACGAGGAUUACAGUUUUGUGACAAGAAUGACAGUUGUGUCUAAAUUAAAGCAUUUCUCUAGAACAAAUGGCCUUAAAUUCUUAAAGAAUUCCUGGAAAUGAUUGUGAAUUUCCUUUAAGUAAUAGAAAAGUAUGUUUAUUUUUUUUCUUUUAUGUCAACAGUGUACCUGCUUUAUAAUAUUUUCCUUACUUAUAUCCUAUUUAUUACUCAGUUUAUUUCUACUAUGUAUUGUUCUAUUUGUCCCAAGUUGACUAAAGGUGACUUUUAUAAGCAUAAAAUUAUUUUACAGAAAAGAAAAAUAUACAUAUAUUCACAUAUCUAACAAUAGCAAUGUUAUAUAAUUAUGCAACCUUUAAUUGUUCAUUUUGGAGUAUAAAUUAAAAUCUUUGAAAGGAUAACUGUUUGCUCUCUAAAUUUUAUGUAUAAAUGACAUAGAAUCUGAUGAUUUCCUUUACUGGUCCUAAAUGUUUAUGCCAGCAUAGUUUAUUACCCUGCAAUUUUAUUAUUAUUUGCCGUCAUUCUUCAGUUCAAAAAUAAAAAUAAAUAAAAUCAAUAUUCUUUCCCUCUUGUAAAA